Fonsecaea multimorphosa CBS 102226 is the source of this 3033-nucleotide messenger RNA. RefSeq lists its product as uncharacterized. Bases 1 to 3033 code for a protein of 1010 amino acids. Gene Ontology annotation, molecular function: DNA-binding transcription factor activity, RNA polymerase II-specific; sequence-specific DNA binding; zinc ion binding. Gene Ontology annotation, cellular component: nucleus. The transcript is spliced from 5 exons. Lineage: Eukaryota; Fungi; Ascomycota; Eurotiomycetes; Chaetothyriales; Herpotrichiellaceae. The record is from RefSeq and is a predicted model, not a curated record. Gene Ontology annotation, biological process: DNA-templated transcription; positive regulation of transcription by RNA polymerase II.
AUGGGCGACCAAGAACUGAUAACGCCCCAGUCUAUGGGUCGCCCCUCCGACGAGGCUCUGAGAGAUGAACCCUCAACCACAGCGGCCGUGGCCACCACACAUCUCCGCGACGAAAAUGUGGCGGACUCGCGGCCCGAGUCUCCUUCAGCUGAGACACCGCCUAGUGACUCUGGGACAAAGCCCACCGUUCCUAUGCAGAAGCGACGACGGGUGACCCGUGCCUGUGAUGAGUGUCGUCGCAAAAAGAUCAAGUGUGAUGGCAAACAGCCCUGUACACAUUGUACCGUGUAUAGCUACGAGUGUACAUAUGAUCAACCUUCUAAUCGAAGACGAAAUCCUGCACCGCAGUAUAUCGAGGCUUUGGAGCAGAGGCUGCAGAAAGCCGAAUCAAUCCUGCGCUCCGUGCUACCGGGACUCGACCUUGACGACCCCAAAUUUGACGCCCGAACCGUUGAACAAUUAAUCGAAGCAAGUCGUGCAAACACACCUGCCACUGCCACUACCACUGCGAAUACCAAUGCCAACGCCAGCGCAAAUGUCAACAUCAACGGCAAUAGCAGUGGAAAUGCAGCUGCGAGACCACCGACCGACCCUCCCAAACCGGAAGACGAUGCUCAACUCCAGUCGAUGGUUGACAGGACCGGCUCACUGGACUUGGAUGAUCAUGGCAAUUGGGAUUUUCAUGGCCAUUCCUCUGGCUACGUCUUCAUGAGAAAGUUUCGUGCGCAGUUUGGCGAAAAGUUCCUAGCAGAAUACCGUCACCCCAGCAAAAACCGCACGAUAGCCCAGGUCCUCGAGUCACCAAAGUCGGCAAACUCAUCACCUAUCGAGUUCAGCCUCUCUCACCACAUUGAUCUGCCGCCUAGAGAGGUGGCCGUUGAGUUGUGUCACAACACCCUGGACGACUGCUGCGCUCUUAUGCGCCCUAUACACCGACCGACUUUCUUCAAGCGACUUCACGCAGUAUACGAUACUGACCCUGAGCAAUAUAACAAUCGUCAUGUUCAAUUCCUGCCUCAACUCUACGUGGUCAUGGCCGUUGGCUGCCUAUUCUCCAAGACCGAGAAUGAGAACACCAUGCUGGACUUGAAAGGCUACAAAGAGGCAAUCGAACAAGGAUAUCAAUACUUUAGUACCGCCAAACAACUGCUCGACAUUACGGAUUGCAGGGAUUUGGUGACGAUCCAAGCCAUCGUCUUCAUGAUACUAUUCUUGCAGUCUUCGGCGAAAUUACCCACUUGCUACGCAUACAUUGGCAUUGCAUUGAGGGCGUGUUGCCGGUUAGGCCUGCACCGCAAUCUUCCCAUCAAUUUCAACCCCAUCGAGUUGGAGGAAAGGAAGCGAAUAUUCUGGUUAGUGCGGAAGCUAGACUGUUACGUGGGUGCUGUACUUGGACUGCCCCAGAUGUUGAGUGACGACGAUAUCGACCAAGAAUUUCCUGCUGAGGUCGACGACGAGUACAUUACCGAGCAGGGCAUCUUACCAAUGCCGGCUGGCACAUUUCCUCUAUUGAGAGCGACUAACGCCCACACAAGACUGACGAUGCUUCUGAGAAAAGUUGUUCGGUAUAUCUACCCACUGAAGACUCCAGGAAAUUCCACGGCCGAACCCGUCUAUAGCAUUAGCCACAAAAAGAUUCGUGAGCUUGAGAGAGAUCUGCAAAACUGGAUGGAUCAAUUGCCGAGCGAGUUGCGACCUUCGGACAAUGCUGGACGGGAGCUUUCCAGAGUCCAACAACAUCUGCGAAUGGGUUACGCUCACGUCCAAAUGAUGGUCUAUCGCCCGUUUAUACAUUAUGUAUCGCAAGCAUGUCAAGCGCGGAACGUGGAUAAGAGGAGCUUCGCGUGUGCCGCGGCAUGUAUCAGUGUUGCAAGGAACAUUGUUCACAUCACCAGCGAGAUGAAGAGGCGAGGCUUAUUGGUAGGCUCCUACUGGUUCGUCAUGUACACGACCUACUUUGCCAUCCUAUCGCUCGUAUUCUUCGUCAUCGAGAACCCAAACAACCCCACAAGCACCGAGAUCCUGAAAGAUGCAAAGGAAGGACGGGACACACUAGCAAGCCUAGCGAAGCGAAGCGCGGCUGCCGAUAGGUGUACUGUCAGCCUGACGGGCCUCUUUGAUGUUCUUCCAGAGAAGUUGAAGGAACGCCGGAGUUCGCUCAACUUUGCUCCAGCGAGCAGUCGCAAGCGCCCCCCACCAGGUGCCGAACCAGGACCACCGACCGAGAGACAAACUGCGCCCGAUGUCACGACCCAGAUGAGCUCUCGAGAACACUCGGCAACGCCCAGCAGAACAAGAACGUUGCCUUCGGAUUAUCUGGCCAAACUGGCCAAGAGAAACUCGCUGCCAGAUCCGGUCAUGUCGAGUUUCUCGGACCAAAUGCAAAGUGCUCAAAUGAUGGGAUUCCACAGUCCCUCGACGUCCUCGCCCAUGUCGCCCAACUAUCAGUACACGCCACAGAUGGGCAAUGCGCAAAUACCAGAUCUAAAGAAUGUCAUGUUCCCCAGCGACAACCCCUUUGCGUACCCUAAUCAACCGAUGAGUGCGCUCGAGUCGGUCGAUGGACAUUAUUCGUUCUCCGAGUCGGGUAUGACGCCCAACGAGGCGAACAUCUUUGGCACACCGAGCGGUGGCAGCCAUCAGAUGCCUCUACCUGCGUCUCAAUUUGGUGGCUACGAGUACCCUUUCCAGCAUGGCUUGAGUGACAACCCCAGCUUAGCGCAGCAAUUCGGCACCCAGACUGGGCGAGAUUUUAACGCGCCUUUCACGGAUAUUCUCAUGCACAACGCACUCGGGACUGACAUGAAUCAUCUGGGGGGUGUGCCAAACACGACAGAAUCAAUGAACCUGGGAGGCGACGCAAGCGCCUCGACGAACCCGGAAGAAUACUGGAAACAGUUGAAUGGAGGGCAGAUGGGUGGCAUAGGAGCCGGGCUGCCACAGGGGGUGCAGGCGAGCAUGGAUUACUUUGGCACCGAGAGUUGGAACUCAGCUUGGGCCGAGCAGCAUUACGGCAACAACACCCAGCAGUGA